AUGGUCCGACAACCACCCUACCACCAGAUCCGACGAUACUCGAAACUCAAAGCACGGAUACAGCACACAAUCAGCAAUCACAUCCACAAAAUGCCCAUGGUGAAGAAUGUCACGAACACUACUCUCCUACACGGAGUUGGGGAUACGCAGGAAUGA
Phytophthora nicotianae INRA-310 is the source of this 156-nucleotide messenger RNA. RefSeq lists its product as hypothetical. The record is from RefSeq and is a predicted model, not a curated record. The coding region runs from base 1 to 156 and encodes 51 amino acids. The transcript has 2 exons. NCBI's taxonomy places the organism in Eukaryota, Oomycota, Peronosporomycetes, Peronosporales, Peronosporaceae.